This is a messenger RNA of Pelmatolapia mariae (spotted tilapia), 1855 nucleotides long. Its product is annotated as complement component C1q receptor. Lineage: Eukaryota; Metazoa; Chordata; Actinopteri; Cichliformes; Cichlidae. Gene Ontology annotation, molecular function: extracellular matrix protein binding; extracellular matrix binding; calcium ion binding. Gene Ontology annotation, cellular component: extracellular matrix; external side of plasma membrane. Gene Ontology annotation, biological process: cell migration. The transcript has a single exon. The coding region runs from base 138 to 1841 and encodes 567 amino acids. The record is from RefSeq and is a predicted model, not a curated record.
CUGGAGCCUGAAUGUUGCUUUGAGAAACACACUUGUUCUUUGGCUACGAAUGGGCAACCACUUAUUGGUCUCUUUUUACCCUAAAACUCCCAGGAACCCUUUGGAGAGCAAACAUUUUGCUGAUCUUCGUGGCAAUUAUGUUGUGGCUUCUUGUCCUGCAGCUCAUUAACAGCUUCGAAGGUUUAUCAGGGUUUGAACAUGAAACGCUGUGCACCUCUAAUGCCUGCUUUACUGCACACAUGAAGAAGGAGAGGUUUGACAAGGCCAAAGAAGACUGCGACAAAAGAGGAGGAUAUUUGAUGACGAUAAGAGACCGAAAAGAAGAGGAUGUGCUGCGCUCACUUCUCUCAUUAAUAAAAAGUCAACGACAUGGGACGCUGCUUGAAUUUUGGAUUGGAUUAAAACUCAAAGAAACCGACUGUGUAUUUGCUGACCAGCCACUCCGAGGAUUUAAAUGGGUAUCUGGAAAUGAGGAAUCCCACUACUCCAACUGGAAAGAAGAACCUGACUCCACAUGCUUAGCAGAGAGAUGUGUAAAUAUUGAUUACAACUUUUCAAGUGAAAAUCACCUGAAAUGGACUGCUGUCCCUUGCAAAAAACGUAAAGCUUUUUAUGCAUGCAAGUUUUAUUUUAAGGGGAUGUGUGAACCUUUGGCUCUACUGGGGCCUGGGGAAAUAGCUUACACAGUACCUUUCUCACAAGACCCACUUAAAAGUCAACUGAAGUCAUUUCCUCAUGGAACUUUUGCUAUAAUUCGGUGUAGCGAUCAGGAGGAUCGCAUCUCUGUGUGCAAAGCUGUUAACCAUACCUACGGGUGGACUAACCUGGGCCCCUUUUGCAAAACAGGAAAGCGAAGUUGUGAAAUCAGCAAUGGUGGGUGUGAACAUUCAUGCCGUCAGGAUGCAGAUGAAAUUCGAUGCUAUUGCAGAGAAGGUUAUGAAUUGGAAAAAGAUGGACUCCGCUGCAGGAUUAAAGACUUGUGCAGUCCUGACACCUGUGAGCAUCAGUGUGUAAUGAGCGAGUCGGGAUAUUUCUGCAAAUGUCCAGUUGGCUUCGAACUGCACGAAAACCAACACAACUGCUCUGACAUUGAUGAGUGCCAAUCACAGGCUUGUAAGAAUGACCUGUGCAUAAACACACAUGGCAGUUAUAAGUGUGCCUGCAAAGUCGGCUACAAAAUGAUGGAAGGCAAAUGCAGGGAUGUUGAUGAGUGUGCACAAAGGAAAUGUGAGCACAUCUGCUUGAAUACCAUUGGAUCCUUCUCUUGUUUUUGCAAGGAAGGCUUUGCUUUAUCUGAAGAUGGCCAUUCAUGUGAAGACAUUAAUGAAUGUGUGACUGACAGCUGUUCAGGGGCUAAGUUUAAAUGUGUAAAUACUGUAGGAAGCUUCAUGUGCACCCACCUGGAGAAUGAUGGAACCACUUAUGCUCCAAAUGUGACCUUUGCACCAUUAACCUCAUCAGAUUACCCAUCUUAUGAGAAAACACAAGAAAACUUUACAGAGUCUUUAACCAGAACUACAACUGAGCACCCAUAUCCUCAAACAGAUUCACCCAUUCCAGACCCGGAGAACGUUACAAACAAGGAUCCACUGAGCAAUACAACCGUGGCCACGAGUUUCGCCAAGACAAUCAAUUCCAGGGUGAUAAUCUGCGUCCUCGGUUCAGUCAUUCCUCUUGUUGUGUUGAUUGCAAUUACUUUGUGUUUUGCAAUUUUUCGAUGCAGUCGCUCUAAAAAAGAAGUGAAGAAGAACACCACUGCAGAUGGCUACUGCUGGGUGUCCUCUGGCUUGGAUCCACGUUUAGAGAAACUAUACGAGUCCAUCUUGACUGAUGACCCAUGACCAUUUAGUGACAG